AUGAACACAAACAAAGCACCGGGGAACGAUCUCAUGCGCAUGUCUGAUCUUAAGUUUGCUGUCGACAAGCCCCUGUGGAAGCACGGCGCGCUGCCGACGGCGCCCACGCCGCUGACGCGCCCGCCGCCCGUCAUCAGUGCGGACCCCUCGAUGCUCGUGUUCUCCACGCACGCAGAAACUCCAAAAACAAUCAUUAUACCGGAGCCUCCAGCGCCACAGCCGACGGGAAAAUCAAAAAAAUCCAAGAAGAAAGCUAAAAAAGCGGCUGAAGCGACCGAGCAGAAACAGGAGGGGUCCAAGAUGGUCACUUUACGCAAUCCUAUGUUCCAUCCAAACCUACCACCUGUUCAAAUAACAAGUGCACCACCACAGAAAAAGUCCGAGAUUCGAAUCCCGGAUCCCAUCCCAAUGCCGCCGACCCCCUGUCAAGCCACAAUAACCCCCACUUCAAAUGGAAUGUACACCAUAAGAAAUCCUCUAAUGUCGAUGAUGCAUCAGCAAAACCUAAUGGGUAUCAGACAGCAAAACCCCCAAAUGAACCCUUACCAACCCCAAUACAAUUAUGUGAACCCUAACGUCUACACACAAUCAUACAUAGAACCCCCGAACCCUUCCCCAAAGAACCCAGAAAACGAUUUUCAAAAUCGUAUAAUGAAUCUAGCAUCGUUCACUCAAAAAAAUGACGAAGGUUACUCCCUAUUUAAAACACCAGAAGACAACCCCCAAAAGAGCUUUCUGACCCCCGAAUAUUUUGAGGAGAAGAACCCCAAAGUGGUAUCCCCAAACCCAAUAGGCACUCGUCCGGACCAAAAUAGAAAUUUCGAGAAUGAAUCUCUAUUUACAAAUCCCAUAAGACCAGAACCCAUCGGUACGCCGUUGAAGAAGGAUGAAAACCAAUACUGUCUAUACACCCCGUUUGGCAAAGAAGAUAGAAAUGUGUUUAGAAACGCCCUUUUUAACGAAAAAGCGGAAAAUAAAAGUGAUAAUUUCGUCAACGGCGACCAAUUGCCAUAUUUUCAAAGAUUAAGAGCUGGUUCGAAGCUGAACAAUGAAGUUACAAUACAUUACGUGACGGAUUCAAAGUUUUAUAAAGGGCAGGAGCCAUGCGAAGUGCGAGGAGACGAGUCCCUGUUCUGCCGACCACCGUGCUGGCCCGACGCGUCCCACGCCCACGCCCACAGCAUGCCUCCCUCCUCACUGUCCUCCAUGACGUGCGAGAGCGCCGGCGAUAGCGGUGGGGCUUCGCCCCCACAACAUAGACCUGAAUCCAGCGUAUUUCUACCGGACAGAACAAUAACGAACCUGUCAACACUCGAAGUGUCCGAACGAGAGAUUGAAUCUUUUAAACGAUUCGACUUUUAUUUCGAGCCGCCACAACAUAAACCUAAAGUGCAACUGGACGUCAGAGAUAUUGCCAACGCGCUGAGGCAGAAUCAGAAA
Molecule: messenger RNA, 1440 nt
Organism: Brenthis ino (lesser marbled fritillary)
Lineage: Eukaryota; Metazoa; Arthropoda; Insecta; Lepidoptera; Nymphalidae
Source: the annotation of a GenBank genome assembly